UUCCUAAUUGAACUGACUUCUUGCUACUUCCAAGCAUUUUAUUUGUGGUUUAAUUAGGAAACCUUGCAGUGCUGGAAGAAGAAUUACGGUUGUGAGAAUUGUUGGAAGUAGGUAAAUCAUGAACGACUGUGACUGGACUUCGGAGGAGAGUGACGACUCUGAUGCACUCUCACCACUGCAGCCAUUAGUAAUAUGGUCAAGCAGAAGGUCAACCGCGUGUCCUCCACCGCCAACUGCACUAUCUUAUAGUACACCGUACUCAGCUCUUCACCACGGAUACCCCAAUAGUUGUAAUCAAGUAGCCACAUCGGAAUUCUCCUCUUCCCAUUUUUCUCUUCAAAAUACCUCAUUCAACCCUUGGAAAUCACGAACAUCUUGCGCCGGUGUUCCUCAAGAUCAUGUUCCCAAGGAUAUGGUGACAGAUAAAAUCAGGGACCCUCGACCAGAAAUCCAGAGGAACAAGGAUACAAAGACCAGUGAUGCUUCAAAUGCAGCUGUCGAAAACCCAUGUUUGGAUUCCUUGACAUCGGCAAUGGACAAGGAUCAAAUUUCGCAAGGUAACAGUACCCCAACCGUUAACUACUAUCGCGAACCCGUUUCAGAUCACUACACAGGCUACGAGGAAGAAGCGUUUCACAUUGAAUAUGGCAAGAUCUACAGCAAAUCUGCUGGUAUGACCGUUCACGCAAGGCUUGUACACAACUUUGGCCAAUUUCCAGUGUCUUCUCCAGUGGCUAGCGUACCCACGGAUUCCGAUCAUUACGAUCUUGAAAAGAUCAACACUCAUCACAACUCUGAGCUGUGUUCUGAGAUAGCUUGUCAACUUCAAUCUGACUUUCCGGAACCAGAAGAUACACUCUGCGAAGAAAGUGAAAAGUCACUUGAUCGCCAGCCCCAUAGGCUUGAUCGCGAACAUUCACAUCCUGGAGAAAAGCAAUAUAGAUGUAAGCAGUGCGAUAAAUCUGUUUCUACUCCGUCUUGCCUAACUUCUCAUCAAUGUACACAUCCAGAAGAGAAAUCGUUCAAGUGUAACGUGUGUGACAAAAUGUUCACCACGCAACAUAAUCUUACCCAACAUGCACGACUUCACUCAGUAUGCAAAGCGUUUCCGUGCAAGUACUGCGCAAAGCCGUUCAGUGACAAACAUGGCCUACAUGUUCAUGAACGUAUCCAUAACGGGGAGAAGCCGUUCAGGUGUGGUUCCUGUGAUCGAAUGUUUCGCCGUAAUACCAAUCUUAGAGUUCAUGAACGUAGCCAUACUGGAGAGAGACCAUAUAAGUGCAAAUCGUGCGAGAAGUCAUUCACGACAAAAUCAAAGCUCACCGUGCAUCGACGCAUCCAUACUGGAGAGAGACCAUACAAGUGUAAAUCAUGCGAGAAGUCAUGCACGACGAAAUCAGAUCUCACCCGGCAUCGACGCAUCCAUACUGGAGAGAGACCACACAAGUGUAACUGGUGUGACAAGUCAUUCACGACGAAAUCACAUCUCACAGUGCAUCAACGCAUCCAUACUGGAGAGAAACCAUACAAGUGUAAAGUAUGUGGCAUGGCAUUUCGGGAAAUGUCAACUCUCAAAUAUCAUCAACGAAUCCAUACUGGAGAGAAACCAUUUUCGUGUAAGGAAUGUGGAAAGUCUUUCACUAAGAAAUCCAGCCUAACACGUCAUGAGAGGAUCCAUCCCGGAGAGAACCUGAUCAAGUACAAGUGA
Sycon ciliatum is the source of this 1708-nucleotide messenger RNA. Its product is annotated as zinc finger protein ZFP2-like. The transcript has a single exon. The record is from RefSeq and is a predicted model, not a curated record. Gene Ontology annotation, biological process: regulation of transcription by RNA polymerase II. NCBI's taxonomy places the organism in Eukaryota, Metazoa, Porifera, Calcarea, Leucosolenida, Sycettidae. Gene Ontology annotation, cellular component: nucleus. The coding region runs from base 119 to 1708 and encodes 529 amino acids. Gene Ontology annotation, molecular function: DNA-binding transcription factor activity, RNA polymerase II-specific; RNA polymerase II cis-regulatory region sequence-specific DNA binding.